Leguminivora glycinivorella is the source of this 666-nucleotide messenger RNA. RefSeq names its product D site-binding protein-like. Lineage: Eukaryota; Metazoa; Arthropoda; Insecta; Lepidoptera; Tortricidae. Gene Ontology annotation, molecular function: RNA polymerase II cis-regulatory region sequence-specific DNA binding; DNA-binding transcription factor activity, RNA polymerase II-specific. The record is from RefSeq and is a predicted model, not a curated record. The transcript has a single exon. The coding region runs from base 1 to 666 and encodes 221 amino acids. Gene Ontology annotation, biological process: regulation of transcription by RNA polymerase II; DNA-templated transcription.
AUGGCGUUACUGUGGACCCCGUACGCUGACGAAGCUCUGGACUUGAGUAAAGCCGCCGUGAAGACGGAGCCGGUGGCACCGAGCCCGCCCUUGCUCCCUUACAUGCCCACCACGACCAGCCCGGUGCCGUUCUACCCUGCCAUGUACCAUGGUUACCCGCAAGUGCCUCCUGUCAGCCCAAUGUACCAUGGAUACCCAGUUCCUGAGAUGUCUCCGAGCAGCAGCUCAGGACACGACGAAGCUAUGCUAUCAGGCAAUCGGAUGGCAACAUUAUCACCACCAGACUCACCUGAAGCUAACCACGAUCAUCAAAGCCUCGCCAGGCUGUCAAACCACGUCGAUAUGGAGUUCCUGACUGAUGACCCCAACUAUCAAGCUUUUGAGCGUGACGCUUUAAGAGCCAUGGCUGAGAAGAACGGAGGAACUUUAUUAGGAAACAAUCCUCGUAUGCGCCGCUCCGUCCGCUCCACAAAGGAAACUGUGGAUGACUCUUACAGACAGCAGAGGGAGAGGAACAACUUCGCUGCGAAGCAGAGCAGAGACCGCAGGAAGCUGAGAGAAGUGAGGCUCGCCCUUAAAGUGACUUACCUUGAAAAGGAAGCAGCAAAGCUUAAGGCAAUGCUUGCUUCGGGACUUUGUGUUAGAUGUAAUUCUUUCCGCGAAUAA